UAUCGGUUUUCACUGGCUGUUGCUGCAGCGAAUGCCGGAAGUUGUUGUCUGCUCGCUUUCCUUUCCCCACGUGAGUUUGUAAAGCAUCUACCUGGAAGCUAGCUGCCGGUCGGCAUCAUGCUUCGUCGCGAGGUGAGACUGAGGCGGGAGUACCUGUACAGGAAGGCCCAGGAGGACAGGCUGCGCACCAUCGAGGAGAAGAAACUGAAGCUGAAGGAUGCGCUCGACAAAAACACUCCCCUUCCACCCGACGUGCGCAAAGAAGCCCUGGGGCUGCAGAAACUGCUGGAGUAUGACGACGAAGGCGCAGAAGGCGUCAGCUCUCACAUGGACGACGAGUAUAAAUGGGCGGGAGUGGAAGAUCCCAAAGUGAUGGUCACGACGUCCAGAGACCCGAGCUCCAGACUCAAAAUGUUUGCCAAGGAGCUAAAGCUGAUGUUUCCUGGAGCCCAGCGUAUGAACAGAGGGAACCACGAGGUGGCUGCGCUGGUGCGAGCCUGCAAAGCCAACAACGUUUCAGACCUCGUUAUUGUGCACGAAACAAGAGGACAGCCAGAUGGCUUGGUUGUUUGCCACCUACCAUUUGGACCCACAGCUUAUUUCACGCUCUACAAUGUGGUAAUGAGGCACGAUGUUCCCAACAUAGGCACCAUGUCUGAGGCCUACCCCCACCUCAUUUUUCACAACUUCACCUCACGCCUCGGCAAAAGGGUGUCGAAUAUCCUGAAGUAUCUGUUCCCGGUCCCCAAGGAGGACAGCAGGCGUGUAAUCACAUUCGCCAACCAGGAGGACUUUAUCUCCUUCAGGCAUCACACCUAUAAGAAAUCCGACCACAAGAACAUAGAGCUGGCAGAAGUAGGACCCAGGUUUGAAAUGAAACUGUACAUGAUCAAACUGGGUACCCUGGAGAACGAGAGCACGGCAGACGUGGAGUGGCGUCAUCACCCCUACACACACACCGCUAAGAAAAGGAAGUUCCUCAGCGUGCAGUAAGGCAGGAGAAACCAGUGGAUAAACCAUAAACCAGCCGCACCAUUGUCACAAGUCAAACUCUCUGCUCUGCAGUUCUAUUGUGGGGUUUAGGAAAUUGUGAUUCAGGCUUUGUUGGAGCAACAUACAACAUGAUCAUAGACGUCUUUGUAUCAUACAUAUUGAAGUAGAAAAAUUCUGCGUUAAAUUGGGUGCUUCUGUCAGUCAUCCAGUUUGAUUAGAUCCUUUAUGACUAUGUAUUGUUCUUUUUUUUUAAUAAAACAUGUCUAUCAUAUGUGCUGUCUUAUUUUAUUUGACCACCGAUGGAGAAUAAACAUGUUUAUUUUUCCUUA
This is a messenger RNA of Fundulus heteroclitus (mummichog), 1322 nucleotides long. RefSeq names its product IMP U3 small nucleolar ribonucleoprotein 4 (gene imp4). The transcript has 9 exons. Bases 118 to 993 code for a protein of 291 amino acids. The record is from RefSeq and is a predicted model, not a curated record. Gene Ontology annotation, cellular component: Mpp10 complex; nucleolus; small-subunit processome. NCBI's taxonomy places the organism in Eukaryota, Metazoa, Chordata, Actinopteri, Cyprinodontiformes, Fundulidae. Gene Ontology annotation, molecular function: hydrolase activity; snoRNA binding; rRNA primary transcript binding. Gene Ontology annotation, biological process: rRNA processing.